Adineta steineri is the source of this 858-nucleotide messenger RNA. Lineage: Eukaryota; Metazoa; Rotifera; Eurotatoria; Adinetida; Adinetidae. The record is from the annotation of a GenBank genome assembly.
AUGAAAAUACAUCAACCGAUAACAUCAAAUACAAUAAAAAAUUUAAGAACAGAAAUUUCGAAUAUUCAAUUAGAACUUAAGAAAAAUAAUCAAAAACAAAUUCAACUUUUAGCUAUUGUUAAUAAUUUACGUAAAUCACAUCGAGUAGAUCAAAAAAAUUCGUCUCGUGUUCAAUAUCUUGAACAAUAUCAACAAACAUAUUUCUCAGCCAAUAAACCAAAUGUAUUAUCUUUAUUAAACUACAAUAAUAAUGCACCAACAACUCAUCAAGUUCAUUCUUACGUCCUGCAGAAUAUAUCAGAUAAAACAAAUAUAUUUCCAACCCAUGAUCAAAUGUUAUCAUCAAAUGGGUUUCUAUCUCAAUCAAACGACAAUCUUAAACAACCAAUUAUUAUGCAAGGUCAUCUUAAUAAUCAACCAGUGACUUUAUUUAAUAUAUCUGCUGUUGAAUUAAUUACUACAUUAAAACAACUUCAUACUAAACGUAAUUCAUUAGAUAAAUCAUAUAAAAAUAUUCUUGAACUAUUAUCUAAUCGAGAUAAUCAAUUGAUAGAAAUUAAUUCAAUAUUAAAGAAAUAUAUGGAACAGUUACAAGUUAUUGAAAAUUUAAAAUAUAUUGAAGAUAUUAUACAAAAUCAAAAUUGGAAUGAAAUAUAUAAAUCUAUAUUACAUAUUAAAUCACGUUCAUUGUUUAUAUCUAAAUUAAUGAAUCCAAAAGAUUUGAAUACAAAUGAAAAUAUCAAACGAUUGUAUAUGAUAUUGAAUACAUCAGUAUCUGAUGGUGUUACUUCGAAGUUAAAUACUAAGGAACCUACACAGAAAGAAAGAAAGAAAAAUACCAAAAAAAAACAAAAUUAA